Camelina sativa (false flax) is the source of this 654-nucleotide messenger RNA. RefSeq lists its product as uncharacterized. The record is from RefSeq and is a predicted model, not a curated record. NCBI's taxonomy places the organism in Eukaryota, Viridiplantae, Streptophyta, Magnoliopsida, Brassicales, Brassicaceae.
AUGGCGUACUACCUCACUGACGAUAUUUAUCCCAAAUGGGCAACUUUCAUCCAAUCAAUUACACUACCAUGUGGCCGAAAAGCUAAACUCUUUACUCAAUGUCAAGAAGCAUGUCGUAAAGAUGUAGAGUGUGCCUUUGGAGUCUUGCAACUUGGAGACGUUUAUCUCAGACGACCUACAGCGGAAGACCUCCAAAGAUUAUUGAAUAUUGGAGAACAACGCGGUUUCCCUGGAAUGGUGGGGAGCAUAGAUUGUAUGCAUUGGGAGUGGAAGAAUUGUCCAACUGCAUGGAAAGGACAAUAUUCACGUGGAUCUGGAAAACCGACAAUCGUACUAGAGGCAGUGGCAUCCCAAGAUUUAUGGAUUUGGCACGCAUUUUUCGGACCACCGGGUACGUUAAAUGAUAUCAAUGUUUUGGACUGCUCACCGGUGUUUGAUGAUAUCUUAGAGGGCCGAGCUCCAAGAGUUUCAUACGUUGUCAAUGGACAUCAAUACGAAAUGGCGUACUACCUCACUGACGGUAUUUAUCCCAAAUGGGCAACUUUCAUCCAAUCAAUUACACUACCAUGUGGCCGAAAAGCUAAACUCUUUGCUCAAUGUCAAGAAGCAUGUCGUAAAGAUGUAGAGCGUGCAUUUGGAGUCUUGCAAGCUUGA